AUUUUUCUGUCUAUUACAGGUGCCUUUUACCUUGUGUUUGAGUACAUGGACCAUGACCUAAUGGGGCUGCUAGAAUCUGGCUUGGUACAUUUCUCAGAGGACCAUAUCAAGUCUUUCAUGAAACAGUUAAUGGAGGGUCUGGAUUACUGUCACAAAAAGAAUUUCCUUCAUCGAGACAUCAAGUGCUCCAACAUUUUACUGAACAACAGCGGGCAGAUCAAACUUGCAGAUUUUGGGCUCGCCCGACUCUACAGCUCGGAGGAGAGCCGUCCCUACACCAACAAAGUCAUUACGUUGUGGUACCGACCCCCGGAGCUGCUGCUCGGGGAGGAGCGUUACACCCCUGCCAUCGACGUGUGGAGCUGUGGCUGUAUCCUCGGGGAACUGUUUACAAAGAAGCCUAUUUUUCAAGCCAAUCUGGAGCUGGCUCAGCUUGAAUUAAUCAGGUAAAGCUUUGCGCACGCAUGUCUG
Malurus melanocephalus (red-backed fairy wren) is the source of this 471-nucleotide messenger RNA. Its product is annotated as cyclin-dependent kinase 12-like. Gene Ontology annotation, molecular function: RNA polymerase II CTD heptapeptide repeat kinase activity; cyclin binding; cyclin-dependent protein serine/threonine kinase activity. Gene Ontology annotation, biological process: positive regulation of transcription elongation by RNA polymerase II; protein phosphorylation; transcription elongation by RNA polymerase II. NCBI's taxonomy places the organism in Eukaryota, Metazoa, Chordata, Aves, Passeriformes, Maluridae. Bases 46 to 450 code for a protein of 134 amino acids. The transcript is spliced from 4 exons. The record is from RefSeq and is a predicted model, not a curated record. Gene Ontology annotation, cellular component: cyclin/CDK positive transcription elongation factor complex; nucleus.